This is a messenger RNA of Sipha flava (yellow sugarcane aphid), 1146 nucleotides long. RefSeq names its product THUMP domain-containing protein 1 homolog. NCBI's taxonomy places the organism in Eukaryota, Metazoa, Arthropoda, Insecta, Hemiptera, Aphididae. The transcript has 6 exons. The record is from RefSeq and is a predicted model, not a curated record. Gene Ontology annotation, biological process: tRNA modification. Bases 194 to 1102 code for a protein of 302 amino acids. Gene Ontology annotation, molecular function: RNA binding.
UUACAGUUUUUCGUAGAACUUAUUUAACAACUAUUCAUUUCUGUUGCUAUUCUGUUUAGUCAUUCCACUCGUUAAAUCGUUAUAAACUAUUAAUAAUAUUCUUACGUUACUCGUAGUUGUUACUGAUCUUCCAAGUUAUUUUGGUUUUCACAGCAUUUGGUUGUUCACCGUUGUUUUUCGAAACUCGAUCACCAUGGCGUCGUCUCGUCCGAAAAAAUUCAAUUCGUCGUUCGUUAAAAAGUUUAACUUCAAAGACAAUCGUUUUAAACUUCAGCCGGACAGGAAAGGGUUUUUAUGCACAUGCAGUUUUGGAGAAAAAGACUGUCAGAAAGAAGCGAUUAAUCUGUUAAGGGAAUAUAGCGAAGAGAAAGACAAUCUAUUAGAAGAUAACACUGGCACUGUAGAAGAAUCUACGGAUAUAAUGGACUCUAUGGAUAAUGAACUACAAAAUUUAUCCAACAAGGAUAAUUCAGAUUGGAAAAAGUUCACUCCAUUGGCUACCGGAGUUGGAAACUGUUUGUUUAUUGGUACCACUAUUGAAGAUCCAUGUGAACUUAUGUACAAGAUACUUGAGGAUAUAGAAAAUACUAAAGUACAGAAGACUAAAUUUCUUUUGCGCAUGAUUCCAAUCUCUAUUACUUGCAAAGCCAAUCUCCAAUCCAUUACAACAGCUUUUAUAGAUUUAUUUGCUAAGCAUUUUUCUUCCGAACCAACAACAUUUGCAAUUAUGUUCAACCACAGAUAUAAUAAUUCUGUAAAACGUGAUCAAAUCAUUAAUGAAUUGGCUAACCAAGUGGCUAGUUUAGGAGAGCAUUCUGUGGAUCUAUCUGGUGGAGCUAAAAAAACUAUUAUUGUUGAAGUGGUUAAAUCAGUAUGCUGUUUGUCUGUUGUUGAAAAUUAUAGGCGCUUUUGUAAGUUCAAUCUACUCUCUGUCUGUGGUCGACCUGAAAAAAGAACAGCAGAAGGUGAAAAUGGCGAUUCUGAAAGCAGUGGUUCCUCCCCAAAGGUUAAAAAACAAGAAGAUGAACAAGUAAAUACUGAAGAAACAGAAAAAGAACAUUGUGAAUCUAUUGAAAGAGAAAAAGAAAUACCUGAUAAUUAAAUUUUUUUUUUUUACUGUUUUUUUAUUUAAUGUAAGUUAUUAAA